Messenger RNA from Homalodisca vitripennis (glassy-winged sharpshooter), 3746 nucleotides. RefSeq names its product protein transport protein Sec24C (gene Sec24CD). Gene Ontology annotation, biological process: endoplasmic reticulum to Golgi vesicle-mediated transport; intracellular protein transport; COPII-coated vesicle cargo loading. The record is from RefSeq and is a predicted model, not a curated record. Gene Ontology annotation, molecular function: zinc ion binding; SNARE binding. Gene Ontology annotation, cellular component: COPII vesicle coat; endoplasmic reticulum exit site. The transcript is spliced from 18 exons. Bases 153 to 3509 code for a protein of 1118 amino acids. NCBI's taxonomy places the organism in Eukaryota, Metazoa, Arthropoda, Insecta, Hemiptera, Cicadellidae.
GCGCAUGUGCAGUCGAGCCUUACGUGGCAAGGGAGCAGCUGUUUGUGUCAAAAUUACGUGUUGUGGUCGAUCUUGACAUAAUUUUUAUUUUCUGUAGUUAUUAUGUGAUUUUAUUGUAAUAAAAAUAACAGAACCAAUUUUAAAUAUAUAGAAUGAACUCCCAGUACAUGCAGCAGCCCCCUCCACCCCAGCAAUUCAAUGCUCAGGCAGGCUUUGGUGGAUACCCUGCCCCCCCUCAGGGGAUGAUGCCUCCUGCACAGCAACAAUUCAGACCACAGCAGUCUCAGAAUGGCCCUGCACCUAUGCCUCAACCUGGUCAAAUGGGUGGUUUUCCACCAAGGCCACCCCCUGGUAGCGUGGUGACAAAUCCAGGAGGUGUAGGGACGAUGCCGGGUGGUAUGGGUACGAUCCCGGGUAGUAUGCAGACAAUGCCAAGACCGCAAAUGGGACCAGGAAUGGGUCCACAACAACCACAGUCUCAAGUCUUAGGCGGACCACAGUUGCAGCCUCAGGGUCAACACCUCCAGCAGCAGCUCAACGGCCCUCAUAUGCCUCCACCGCUCAAUGGCCCUCAUAUGCCUCCACCGGUGAAUGGCCCCCACAUGCCCCCACCGGUCAAUGGACCUCACCAGCAAGGUGGUCCUCAAUUGCAAAGUAGUCCCAAAAUGCAACAGCAGCCUAGUGGAACACCGAUGCCUCUGACACAGCCAGAGCAGCCAAGUGGGCCUGGUCGUCAAAUGCCUCCACCGCCUGGUGGAGGACUGCCUCCUUCUAACAUUACCUCACAGCUGCAGACUCAGAUGUCAGGCAUGACCAUUAAUGGGCCGAGAAUGCCUCCCACAUCUCAAAAUAAUUAUUCCCCGACCACUGGCUAUCCUCACAGUAGUUUUCCGCCGGCCGUCAAUGGAAGUUCUCCACCAGACCUCAUAUCUCCAGGGUAUAUAAAUGGAGCCCAGCAGGUGUCGGGGCCUGGACGGGGCCCCCAACAGAGACCCCCACCUCCCCAGAUGGAUGCCUACAACAGCGGAUACUCAGCCCCGCCAGUCAGCAACUAUCCCCCUGCCCCCCAGCAGCAGAUGGGCUAUCCUCCACCACAGCCAGGCUAUCCUCCGCCACAGCCCGGCUACCCACCUGCACCUGUUCAGCCUACCCCUACCUAUCCAGGGGCACAACAGGCUCCUAGAAGAUUAGAUCCUGACCAGAUGCCUAGCCCGCUCCAAGUGAUGCAAGAAGACCAGAAGAGCAAGGGAGGGAUGUUCUACACCAACCAGCGAGGUCAGGUGCCACCUCUGGUUACAACACAGUUUGUAGUACAGGACCAGGGCAACUGCAGCCCACGAUACAUGCGGUCCACUAUGUACAAUGUGCCUGUCAACGUUGAUAUGAUGAAACAGACGGCAGUCCCGUUUGGUCUGGUGAUAAGUCCUCUAGCCAGGCCCCUAGAAGAAGAGUCUCUGCCACCCAUCGUGGACAUGGGGGAGUUGGGACCAGUCCGGUGUAUCCGCUGUAAGGCCUAUAUGUGCCCCUUUAUGCAAUUCAUUGACGGCGGCAGACGAUUUCAGUGCCUCUUUUGUAAAGCUACUACAGACGUUCCUGAUGCCUAUUUCCAGCACUUGGACCACACUGGUCACCGCAUUGAUCGUUACGAGAGACCGGAGCUUGUGCUCGGCACCUAUGAGUUUGUGGCCACCCGAGAGUACUGCAGGAAUGAACAGUUCCCGAAACCACCAGCCAUGAUCUUCAUGAUAGAUGUCUCAUACAACAACGUUAAGUCUGGCCUGGUGCACCUGCUCUGUGCCCAGAUGAAGGACAUCCUCCGAAAUCUACCGCGCGAGCCGGGAGCUGACAAAUCCUGCGUGCGUGUGGGCUUUGUUACUUACAACAACUCUGUUCAUUUCUACAAUGUUAAGGCAUGCCUGGCCCAGCCUCAGAUGAUGGUGGUGGGAGAUACGAAUGAGAUGUUCAUGCCGCUGUUGGACGGGUUCCUGGUGGACCCACAAGAAAGCGAGGCCGUGAUAGAGAGUCUCAUGCAGCAGAUACCCCAGAUGUUUGCUGAGACCAGAGAGACUGACACCAUUCUUGGACCUGUCAUACAGGCUGGCAUGGAGGCCCUCAAGGCAGCAGAGUGUUCUGGCAAGCUGCUAAUCUUCCACACUUCCCUGCCCACUGCAGAGGCUCCAGGCAAACUGAAGAACAGAGAUGACCGCAAACUGUUGGCGACUGAAAAGGAAAAAACAGUCCUCAAUCCCCAGAACAACUUCUAUAACAAUCUGGGUCAGGAUUGUGUGAGUGCUGGGUGUAGUGUGGAUCUGUUUGUUCUCAAUAACUCCUUCGUGGACCUUGCCACCAUUGGUCAGAUCUGCCGACUCACUGGCGGAGAGGUCUUCAAGUACACCUACUUCCAGGCUAAUAUAGAUGGAGAGAGGCUGAUAGCUGAUAUCAAAUACAAUGUGGGACGGCCAAUCGUGUUCGAUGCCAUCAUGAGAGUGAGGACUUCCACUGGUGUUAGGCCCACGGACUUCUUUGGCCACUUUUUCAUGUCGAACACCACUGAUAUGGAACUGGCUUCCAUUGAUUGUGAUAAGGCAGUCGCACUAGAGAUCAAACACGACGACAAGUUAACAGAGGAGGAGGGAGUGUUUGUCCAAGUGGCUUUGCUACAUACAUCCUGUAGUGGCCAGAGACGGAUACGUAUCCUGAACCUUUCACUAAAAACCUGCAGCCAGAUGGCUGACCUGUACCGGGCUUGUGAGCUUGACACCAUUGUAAACUUUUUCGCCAAACAAGCAUUGUACAGGCUACGAGAGAACCCACCCAAGCAGGUUAAAGACUCACUGGUGAACCGCUGUGCAAUGAUGUUGGCAUGUUACCGCAAGAACUGUGCUUCACCCAGCUCUGCUGGACAGCUCAUACUGCCUGAGUGCAUGAAGCUGCUGCCCCUCUACAUCAGCUGUGUGCUCAAAAGUGAUGCCAUCUCAGGAGGUUCAGACAUGACUAUUGAUGACCGAGCAUUUGUCAUGUAUGCAGUCAACAUCAUGGACAUUCCCAAUUCUGUAGUGUAUUUCUACCCAAGACUCAUUCCCCUCCACGACAUCGACUUGGACUCUUCCGACAUUCCAUUACCAGUACGGUGUUCGGCCGAGAAACUGCGGGACGAUGGAGCUUACUUGCUAGAUAAUGGCAUCCACAUGUUCUUAUGGUUCGGGAUGGGGCUGGCACCGGAAUGGGUGCAGGCAGUGUUCGGAGUGCCCACCUCUGCUCAGAUUAACACGGAUGACACCAAAUUGCCAGAUCUGGACAAUCCUUUGUCACAGAGGAUACGAGAACUUAUAGCUAUUGUCAGGCUUGAGAGGCAUCGCUUCAUGAGGCUGACGUUGGUGCGACAACGGGACAAAAUGGAGAUGCUGAUGAAGCACUUCCUGGUAGAGGACAGAGGGAUGGACGGUACUGCUUCGUACGUGGACUUUUUAUGUCACAUGCACAAGGAAAUCCGCUCAAUCCUGAGUUAACAGAAGUGAAAGUUAUUGGCUAACUGUAAUUUUUCUCCACAAAACAUUCACUUCGGUAACGUGACGUCAGGAAUGGCAAACUGUAAACUGAUCAGUUGUUUGUUACACUUCAGGAAGUCGCGAUCAUUUUGUAAAAUAUUAGUUCCGAUAUUUUGUUGAAUGAAUUACUUGUAUUAGUUGUUAUAUUGUAUGUAAUGCUGGAAUAUUGGAAUAAAUAUAUUAAAUAUUUGCUAUUAA